This is a messenger RNA of Cylindrotheca closterium, 333 nucleotides long. The record is from the annotation of a GenBank genome assembly. Lineage: Eukaryota; Bacillariophyta; Bacillariophyceae; Bacillariales; Bacillariaceae.
AUGUUCUCUACCUACCGGGUGAAACAUCUCACACGAGGUCUGGACGCAAAAACCAACAAAGAGUUUGUGAGUGGACAAGCCGCGCAUGAGGAGGACAUUAUUGAGUUUGUCUCAGAAGCCAUAGAGGCUAGCUGUCGUCUAGGCCAGCAUGUUGGAUUCCAAAAUGGUCAGCAACAAUUCAAGGAAAACAAUGGGUUGGCUGGCAACAAGUGGAUCUAUUCAUUUGUUGAGAAUGGAUCUGACGAUAUGAUCCAGAUUACCACAGCAAAGAAUCGUGAUUACUUUCCAACAGGUUACUUUUCUAUUUGCAGCAACAAGUGCCAAAAGAAGUGA